Messenger RNA from Sorex araneus (European shrew), 9589 nucleotides. It is a transcript of the gene CACNA1B, whose product is annotated as calcium voltage-gated channel subunit alpha1 B. Gene Ontology annotation, cellular component: membrane; voltage-gated calcium channel complex; neuronal cell body. Gene Ontology annotation, molecular function: calcium ion binding; high voltage-gated calcium channel activity. The record is from RefSeq and is a predicted model, not a curated record. Gene Ontology annotation, biological process: chemical synaptic transmission; calcium ion import across plasma membrane. The coding region runs from base 117 to 7157 and encodes 2346 amino acids. The transcript is spliced from 47 exons. NCBI's taxonomy places the organism in Eukaryota, Metazoa, Chordata, Mammalia, Eulipotyphla, Soricidae.
CCGGGCGCGUCGGUGCGGCUCCGGCGGCUCCGCGGCGGCGGCUCGAGCGCCUGGCGCGUCCCGAGCCCUCCCUGCCGGGGCGCCGGGCCGGGGGAUGCGCGCGGCGCCCGCGAGCCAUGGUCCGCUUCGGGGACGAGCUGGGCGGCCGCUAUGGGGGCGCGGGCGGCGGGGAGCGGGCGCGGGGCGGCGGGGCCGGCGGGGCGGGCGGCCCGGGCCCCGGGGGGCUGCCGCCGGGCCAGCGGGUCCUCUACAAGCAGUCGAUCGCGCAGCGCGCGCGGACCAUGGCGCUCUACAACCCCAUCCCGGUCAAGCAGAACUGCUUCACCGUCAACCGCUCGCUCUUCGUCUUCAGCGAGGACAACGUCGUCCGCAAAUACGCCAAGCGCAUCACCGAGUGGCCUCCGUUCGAGUACAUGAUCCUGGCCACCAUCAUCGCCAACUGCAUCGUGCUGGCGCUGGAGCAGCACCUCCCGGAGGGCGACAAGACGCCCAUGUCCGAGCGGCUGGACGACACAGAGCCCUACUUCAUCGGUAUCUUCUGCUUUGAGGCGGGCAUCAAGAUCAUCGCGCUGGGCUUCGUGUUCCACAAGGGCUCCUACCUGCGUAACGGCUGGAACGUCAUGGACUUCGUGGUGGUGCUCACAGGGAUCCUGGCUACUGCGGGCACAGACUUUGAUCUUCGGACUCUGCGGGCCGUGCGCGUGCUCCGGCCCCUGAAGCUGGUGUCUGGGAUUCCAAGUUUGCAGGUGGUACUCAAAUCCAUCAUGAAGGCCAUGGUCCCACUACUGCAGAUCGGCCUGCUUCUCUUCUUCGCCAUUCUCAUGUUCGCCAUCAUUGGCCUGGAGUUCUACAUGGGCAAAUUCCACCAGGCAUGUUUCGUCAAUAGCACAGGGCCAGAGGUCACAGACCCAGUGGGCGACUUCCCCUGUGGCAAGGAGGCCCCCGCCCGGCAGUGUGAGGGUGACACUGAGUGCCGUGAGUACUGGCGAGGGCCCAACUUCGGCAUCACCAACUUCGACAACAUCCUGUUUGCCAUCCUGACAGUGUUCCAGUGCAUCACCAUGGAGGGCUGGACCGACAUCCUAUACAACACAAACGAUGCGGCAGGCAACACCUGGAACUGGCUCUACUUCAUCCCCCUCAUCAUCAUUGGCUCCUUCUUCAUGCUCAACCUGGUGCUGGGCGUGCUCUCGGGAGAAUUCGCGAAGGAGCGGGAGCGGGUGGAGAACCGCAGGGCGUUUCUGAAGCUCCGCCGGCAGCAGCAGAUUGAGCGGGAGCUGAACGGGUACCUGGAGUGGAUCUUCAAGGCUGAGGAAGUCAUGCUGGCAGAGGAGGACAAGAAUGCAGAAGAGAAGUCCCCUCUGGACGCAGUGCUGAAGAGAGCAGCCACCAAGAAGAGCCGCAACGACCUGAUCCACGCAGAAGAGGGCGAGGACCGUUUCGCAGACCUCAGCGCGGUCGGGUCCCCCUUCACCCGUGCCAGCCUCAAGAGCGGGAAGACAGAGAGCUCGUCAUACUUCCGUCGGAAGGAGAAGAUGUUCCGCUUCUUCAUCCGGCGCAUGGUCAAGGCGCAGAGCUUCUACUGGGUGGUGCUGUGUGUCGUGGCCCUCAACACGCUGUGUGUGGCUAUGGUGCACUACCACCAGCCUCAGAGACUAACCACUGCACUGUACUUUGCAGAGUUUGUCUUCCUGGGCCUCUUCCUCACAGAGAUGUCCCUGAAGAUGUACGGCCUGGGGCCUCGGAGCUACUUCCGCUCGUCCUUCAAUUGCUUCGACUUUGGGGUCAUUGUGGGGAGCAUCUUUGAAGUGGUCUGGGCCGCCAUCAAGCCAGGCACCUCCUUUGGGAUCAGUGUGCUGAGAGCCCUCCGCUUGCUGCGGAUCUUUAAGGUCACAAAGUACUGGAACUCCCUGCGGAACCUGGUGGUAUCUCUGCUCAACUCCAUGAAGUCCAUCAUCAGCCUUCUCUUCCUGCUCUUCCUCUUCAUCGUGGUCUUCGCUCUGCUGGGCAUGCAGCUGUUUGGGGGGCAGUUCAACUUCAGAGAAGAGACUCCUACAACCAACUUUGAUACCUUCCCGGCUGCCAUCCUCACUGUAUUCCAGAUCCUGACGGGGGAGGAUUGGAACGCCGUCAUGUACCAUGGGAUCGAGUCGCAGGGAGGAGUCAGCAAAGGCAUGUUCUCCUCCUUCUACUUCAUCGUCCUGACGCUGUUUGGAAACUAUACUUUGCUGAAUGUCUUCCUGGCCAUCGCCGUGGACAACCUUGCCAAUGCUCAGGAGCUGACAAAGGAUGAAGAGGAGAUGGAAGAAGCAGCCAAUCAGAAACUUGCUUUGCAGAAGGCCAAAGAAGUGGCUGAAGUCAGCCCCAUGUCUGCGGCCAACAUCUCCAUCGCUGCUUUUGUAAAGCAAACUCGAGGUACUGUAUCUCGCAGCCCAUCUGUCUCCAGCGUAAGCUCACCCAGGCAGCAGAGCUCCGCCAAGGCGCGCUCGGUGUGGGAGCAGCGGGCCAGCCAGCUGCGGCUGCAGAACCUGCGCGCCAGCUGCGAGGCGCUCUACAGCGAGAUGGACCCGGACGAGCGGCUGCGCUACGCCACCACGCGCCACCUGCGGCCCGACAUGAAGACGCACCUGGACCGGCCGCUGGUGGUGGAGCCGGGCCGCGGGCCCGCGGGCUGCAAGGCCCGGGCCGAGCCGGCCGAGCCGGCCGAGCCGGCCGAGCCGCCGCGCCGGCACCACCGGCACCGCGACAAGGACAGGCCCGCGCCGGAGCGGGCGCAGGACGGCAACGCGGGCCAGGCCGCCCCCGGGCCCGAGGGCGCCGAGCCGGGGGCGCGCGAGGAGCGCGCGCGGCCGCACCGCAGCCGCAGCAAGGAGGCGGCCGCGCCCCGCGAGCCCCGUGCGGAGCGCCGCGGCCCGGGCCCCGACGGCGGCCGGCGCCACCACCGCCACGGCUCCCCCGAGCACGCGGAGCGCGAGCCGCGCCGCCACCGCGCGCACCGGCACGACCCCGCGCGCGAGCCCAAGGACGCGGCCAAGGGCGAGCGGCGCGCGCGCCACCGCGGACCCCGGCCCGCGCCCCGGGACGCCGACGGCGCCGACGAGCCGCGGCGGCACCGCGCGCGGCACCGGGCGCACGAGGACGCCGAGAAGGACGCGGCCGCCGGAGACUGCGAGCCGGAGGACAGGGACAAGGAGCAGGAACCGCGGAACCACCAGCCCAAGGCGCCUCACUGUGACCUGGAGGCUGGUGGGAUACCAGCCAUGGGGUCUGUACACGCAGCGCCCAGCACCUGUCUCCAGAAGGUGGACGAGCAACCAGAGGACGCAGACAAUCAGCGGAACGUCAGCCGCAUGGGCAGCCAGCCCCUGGAUCUGAGCACCUGUGUGCACAUCCCUGCGCCAGGGGUGGGCACUGCUGGGGAGUCCUCGGCUGCGCCCGGCGGCGUUGUGGACCUGGAAAGCCAAGCCGAGGGGAAGAAGGAGUCGGAGGCUGACGAUGCCACGAGACGGCCCCGGCCCAUCGUCCCCCACAGCUCCAUGUUCUGUCUCAGCCCCACCAACCUGCUCCGCCGUUUCUGCCAUUACAUUGUGACCAUGCGGUACUUUGAAAUGGUCAUUCUCGUGGUCAUUGCCCUGAGCAGCAUCGCACUGGCAGCUGAAGAUCCUGUGCAGACAGAUUCCUCCAGGAACAACGUCUUGAAAUACAUGGACUACAUCUUCACAGGCGUCUUUACCUUUGAGAUGGUGAUAAAGAUGAUUGAUCUGGGACUACUGCUGCACCCUGGUGCCUAUUUCCGGGACCUGUGGAAUAUUCUGGACUUUAUUGUGGUCAGUGGGGCCCUGGUGGCCUUUGCCUUCUCAGGAUCCAAAGGGAAAGACAUCAACACCAUCAAGUCCCUGAGAGUUCUUCGUGUCUUACGGCCCCUCAAGACCAUCAAACGGCUCCCGAAGCUCAAGGCCGUGUUUGACUGUGUGGUGAACUCUCUGAAGAAUGUCCUCAAUAUCCUCAUCGUCUACAUGCUCUUCAUGUUCAUAUUUGCUGUCAUUGCUGUGCAGCUCUUCAAAGGGAAGUUCUUCUAUUGCACUGAUGAAUCCAAGGAGCUGGAGAGGGACUGCAGGGGUCAGUACCUGGACUACGAGAAGGAGGAGGUGGAAGCUCAGCCCCGGCAGUGGAAGAAAUAUGACUUCCACUAUGACAACGUGCUCUGGGCUCUGCUGACACUCUUCACUGUGUCCACGGGAGAAGGCUGGCCCAUGGUGCUAAAGCACUCGGUAGAUGCCACCUACGAGGAGCAGGGCCCGAGCCCGGGGUUUCGCAUGGAGCUCUCCAUCUUCUACGUCGUCUACUUCGUGGUCUUCCCCUUCUUCUUCGUCAACAUCUUUGUGGCCCUGAUCAUCAUCACCUUCCAGGAGCAGGGGGACAAGGUGAUGUCUGAGUGCAGCCUGGAGAAGAACGAGAGGGCUUGCAUCGACUUUGCCAUCAGCGCCAAGCCCCUGACGCGGUACAUGCCCCAGAACAAGCAGUCCUUCCAGUACAAGACCUGGACCUUUGUAGUCUCGCCACCCUUCGAGUACUUCAUCAUGGCCAUGAUCGCCCUCAACACAGUGGUGCUGAUGAUGAAGUUCUAUAACGCGCCGGAAGAGUACGAGCUCAUGCUGAAGUGUCUCAACAUCGUGUUCACCUCCAUGUUCUCCAUGGAAUGUGUGCUGAAGCUCAUCGCCUUUGGGGUGCUGAACUACUUCCGAGAUGCGUGGAAUGUCUUUGACUUUGUCACAGUGUUGGGAAGUAUUACUGAUAUUUUAGUAACAGAGAUUGCGAACAACUUCAUCAACCUCAGCUUCCUCCGCCUCUUCCGGGCCGCGCGGCUCAUCAAGCUGCUCCGGCAGGGCUACACCAUUCGCAUCCUGCUGUGGACCUUUGUCCAGUCCUUCAAGGCCCUGCCUUACGUGUGCCUGCUCAUCGCAAUGCUCUUCUUCAUCUACGCCAUCAUAGGCAUGCAGGUCUUCGGAAAUAUUGCUCUGGAUGAUGAAACCAGCAUUAAUCGGCACAACAACUUCCGGACAUUUUUGCAAGCCUUGAUGCUGCUCUUCAGGAGUGCCACCGGGGAGGCCUGGCACGAGAUCAUGCUGUCCUGUCUCAGCAACCAGGCCUGUGAUGAGCACGCCAGUGCCAGUGAGUGUGGAAGUGACUUCGCCUACUUUUACUUCGUCUCCUUCAUCUUCCUUUGCUCCUUUCUGAUGUUGAACCUCUUUGUGGCUGUGAUCAUGGACAAUUUUGAGUACCUCACGCGGGACUCUUCCAUCCUAGGGCCUCAUCACCUGGACGAGUUCAUCCGGGUCUGGGCUGAGUACGACCCGGCUGCGUGUGGGCGCAUCAGUUACAAUGACAUGUUUGAGAUGCUGAAGCACAUGUCCCCGCCCCUGGGGCUGGGGAAGAAGUGCCCUGCGCGUGUUGCCUACAAGCGCCUGGUUCGCAUGAACAUGCCCAUCUCCAACGAGGACAUGACCGUCCACUUCACGUCCACGCUGAUGGCCCUCAUCAGGACUGCGCUGGAGAUCAAGCUGGCUCCAGCUGGCACAAAGCAACACCAGUGUGACGCAGAGUUGAGGAAGGAGAUUUCCUCUGUGUGGGCCAAUCUGCCCCAGAAGACCCUGGAUUUACUGGUGCCACCUCAUAAACCUGAUGAGAUGACAGUGGGAAAGGUCUAUGCUGCGCUGAUGAUCUUUGAUUUCUACAAGCAGAACAAAACCACGAGAGACCAGAGUCACCAAGCUCCUGGAGGGUUGUCCCAGAUGGGCCCCGUGUCCCUGUUCCACCCUUUGAAGGCAACGCUGGAGCAGACGCAGCCAGCAGUGCUCCGAGGAGCCCGGGUUUUCUUGCGGCAGAAGAGCUCAGCCUCUCUCAGCAACGGCGGGGCAGUGCAGACCCAAGAGAGUGGCAUCAAAGAGUCUGUUUCCUGGGGCACCCAGAGAACCCAAGAGGUGCCCUAUGAGGCCAAGACACCCCUGGAGCGUGGCCACUCUACUGAGAUCCCAUUAGCAGAACCAGGAAAGCCCGCCGUGGAUGUCCAGAUGCAGAGCAUGGCCCUUCGAGGCCCUGAUGGGGAACCGCACCCUGGACUAGAGAGCCAGGGCCGGGCGGCGUCCAUGCCUCGCCUGGCUGCUGAGACUCAGCCCGCCCCAGACACCAGCCCCAUGAAGCGGUCCAUCUCCACGCUGGCGCCGCAGCGCCCUCAUGUGACUCAUCUCUGCAACACCACCCUGGAGCGAGCCCCAGCGGGCCAACCAGCUCCCCACCACCACCACCGCUGCCACCGCCGCAGAGACAGGAAGCAGAAGUCUCUGGAGAAGGGGCCCAGCCUGUGUGCGGAUACCGACGGGGCACCCAGCAGCGCGGUGGGGCCAGGGCUGCCCCCAGGAGAGGGCGCCACAGGCUGCCGGCGGGAACGCAGGCAGGAGCGUGGCCGGUCCCAGGAGCGCAGGCAGCCGUCGUCCUCGUCCUCGGAGAAGCAGCGCUUCUACUCCUGUGACCGUUUUGGGGGCCGCGAGCCACCACAGCCCAAGCCUUCGCUCAGCAGCCACCCCACAUCUCCCACAGCCGGACAGGAGCCAGGACCACCCAGACAGGGUGGUGGUUCCGUUAAUGGGAGCUCCAUGCUGCCAACUUCUGGUGCUAGCACCCCAGGCCGCAGUGGGAGGAGACAACUUCCCCAGACCCCCCUGACCCCCCGCCCCAGCAUCACCUACAAGACGGCCAACUCUUCACCCGUCCACUUCACGGGGGCUCAGAGCAGCCUGCCGGCCUUCUCUCCUGGCCGGCUUAGCCGCGGCCUUUCUGAACACAACGCUCUGCUCCAGAGAGAGCCCCUCAGCCAGCCCCUGGCACCUAGCUCUCGGAUCGGCUCUGACCCUUACCUGGGGCAGCGUCUGGACAGCGAUGCUACUGCCCGCCCCCAGCCCGAGGACACACUCACCUUUGAGGAGGCCGUGGCCACCAACUCAGGCCGUUCCUCUCGGACUUCCUAUGUGUCUUCCCUGACCUCGCAGUCCCACCCUCUCCGGCGCGUACCCAAUGGCUACCACUGCACCCUGGGACUCAGCUCGGGCGGGCGGGCACGGCACAGCUACCACCACCCUGACCAAGACCACUGGUGCUAGCUGCACUGCUCAGUGGCACAUUCCAGUGGAUGAGUUUUAUCAUCCAUGCUGGGUGCCAGGCUGCUCAGGGGUGCCAAGGCCAGGGCUGCAGCUGCUGGCUGGAGACCCCUCUGCUCCGCUUUCUUCUUGGCACCAGCUGGAUGAGUAAUGCAGUAAUGCUGUUUGUGGAGGGGUGUGGCCUGCCCCCACAUGCUGCCUCCCUGAGUCACGCCUGCAGGCCCUGCCCAGGACGCAGCUCUGUGUGCUGAGGACUGGUGGGUCCUAGUGCAUUUAUUGGGAACUUUUUGUGAGGUGUGGAUCUUGGAGGGGCAGCCUCUGCCCAGAUACAUGGCCUAGAGGGCCAGGGCGAGCCUCAGGAUGGGAGCUGAUGGCAAAUCGGGCUGCAGCCUCAUGAGCCUGGCCCUAUGUGCUAGGCACAUCAGCGUCCACAACACACACGUCCAGCCUCGCUCUGUGCACCUUAAAUAGCAAAUGGACACAAGAAACACAGUCACUCGUUCUCUCUCUUCUCCCAGACAUUGUCCACCUUGAGGGGACCAAAUCUGAAAAACACUUUUGUUGUUGAUUUAGGGUUUUUAAUCACAACACCAUUCCAUCUUUUGUCAGUUAUCUAUACUUGAUCUAGGAAAACUAGAAAACCAGAGAAACAGGAAGGAUCAGUUACAUCACUUCAAAGACCAAACCUGUUGUAACAUCUCAACUUUCCAUGAUGUGCUUUUGUGACUUGUAUGAGGAGAUGCUCUUGUGUCCAUUCCAGGGGUCCCCUGGGUGACCCCUGGCUCCUGCUGCUCUCGACCAAGUGCCUGACCUCCAGGCUUGCGCCAGGCUCCUGGGGGCGGUGACAUGAGGCCUGUGUCACCACUGUGGGUGGCUGUGUGGGAACUCAUCCAAAGAGCAGCCCAGGUGGUAGCUGCUGCCAGUGGAGACCCGUGGACCACCUCCAGGAGGCUGGCUGCCAUUGCAAUGGGUACUCAUUCCCCUCCUCCUCCACAGAGGAGGGCUCCCCGGAAGCAGAGUGUGCUUGUAGGGGCCAUUUCAGGCUGUUCACACCGAUUCUCAGGGAUGGGAUGCCAGCCAAGCAAGCUGGGCAUAAGACCAGUCUCUAAGGCUUUCCAUGUGAGACCGGGAGAGGGAGAGGCAGAGGGAGGAGGGGAGUGGUGGGGCAGCUAUGGCAACACUGGGCAGGAGGAGCCUUUGUCCAGGCAUUGUGGGCCACCAGGUUUGCCCGGCUGAGGUGGUGGGCACAGGAGAACCCUGUUCUAGCAGCUGAGGGGCCCUCUGGGUACAGGCCACUGCCAGAAGGGAAACCCACAUCCACAGCCAUGGUGUCCAGGAUGCGAGGAGGAGCUUUGCUUUCUGAGGCAAAGCAGCAUUUGGACAAGUAGGCUGUGGCAAGUCCUUGUUCUUGUGGCUGAGUGCUCCCUGGCUCCACGACCCUCUGUGGAGGAGUUUGGAGUGUGGUGUGUGUGCACGUCUGUGUGGAGGUGUGUCCCAGGAGUGGAUGCUGUCAUACCUUAGGGCUAUGCAACAAAGACACGUGUCACAGAACACAGCCAGACCAUCUCCUGGUGUCGGCUCAGCAUGACCGUGACCAAACUUUUAUAGAAUCUCCUUACUGGAAGGCACAACACUCUGACUUCAUGAUGACAGAGUGCUUCACUCCGUAGGGUGCACAGCUGUGCAUGUGUCCUCCUGCCCCUGCGCAGCAGAAGGGCGUGUAUCUCAACAUUGAUGUUUGUCUAUGGUCCCCCAGCCCACGUUCUCUUGAAUGUAUCCAUUCUGUGCAGAAUCGCAGCCGCUUCCCCAGGCCUGUCGGGUGAGAACCCACAGCUGCACUGGCUCUUCUGGAUUCUUCUAGACAACUCCUCUGGAACUGGUGAUGAUUACAGGGUGGGGGGAGGCGAUAUCGUCUUGCUUUCCUGACUAUGGGUUUUAUUUCUGUACUGUCUCUUCUCAGCUAUCUUGUUUUCCCUGAAAUCUCAUAGUGAGUUGCCAAAUUUGAAAUGCAUCAACCAAUUGUCUGCAUCUGGAACCAGUCAAGCAGUGGCUGUAGUUUGAACAAGUUAUGUGUGCAUGUAAAAUAUAUACAUAUAUACAUAUAUACAAGUAUGUGCAUGAAAAUGUAUAUCUUCGUACUUUUUGAUACAAUGUAUUCAUUUGUUAAUUUUUAAUUAUAUUUGAUAUAAAUCAAAGGUUUGUUGCAAAACUUUAUAUUUAAGAACAGUGUUAAAAAAAAAAAACAAAAAGGGAAGUCCCAACCAUGCAACACAACUGGGGCUGGCUUCCAAAAAAAUCCUGUGAUUGACUAGUUUGCUGCCUGAGUAAUAUUUAUCAGCCAAACUUUGGAUUCUGCUGUUGUUUCUACAAUGACAUUUUGUAUGAAGCAAAGUCCUUGGAUUAAAAUAAAACUUAGCAAAAAACCAAAACCCAAA